Messenger RNA from Pomacea canaliculata, 7039 nucleotides. Its product is annotated as A-kinase anchor protein 10, mitochondrial-like. Lineage: Eukaryota; Metazoa; Mollusca; Gastropoda; Architaenioglossa; Ampullariidae. Gene Ontology annotation, biological process: intracellular protein localization. The coding region runs from base 227 to 2809 and encodes 860 amino acids. The record is from RefSeq and is a predicted model, not a curated record. The transcript has 14 exons. Gene Ontology annotation, cellular component: plasma membrane.
AAUUUUAGAAUAUAGAUUAUGAAACUUUAUGCUAGCACACUUGUGUUUUUCCUUAGAGAAGUUCAAGACGAGCAAGUGUCGGAAGUCCUGUCGACAGCAAGAUGGCAACUUCCGUGGCCUGCUUGUUGUCAGUGCGACAUUCAGCAGGAAAGUAAGGCGCAUACCUCAUCAUGGAUGCUUAUAAAUAUAAAACGUGAAGAGAGAGUUACAAUAAACCGUGGGAACUAUGCCUUUUUUUAAAAGGAGACAAGAAAAGCAAAAAACACCACCAGUUCUUUGCCAGACUGCUGCUAAAAAAAUUCCAUCCAACUGGACCAUUCUGCAAUCCUCUGAUUUUGUCAAUGGUGACAUUGGCCUUCCAACCAGUGCUCUGGGUAGCAAAUGGCAGGAAAAUUCACCUCAGUCAGUGCUAUCAGGUGAUGCACUGAGCAGUCCAGAUGACUUUGUGGAAUCGGGGCCCUCUCCAAGGUCAUCAGUGCAAACAUCACGUUUGUCAAAGACCUUUUGUGAGAUUCUCCAUGACAAAGAUGCUUUGCAUUGUUUUAUCCAAUUUAUGGAAGCUAAACAAGCAGACCGGUUUAUCAAGUUCUGGCUGGAUGCUGAAAGUUUCCAUGCUGCUACUCUUACGAGACUGCACACACAUUCCCUCCAGUCAGUUGGUCGUAGUGGCCUACUGCAACGACGCCAUGAAAUGAAGGAGCAGGCUGGCAGGAAUUCUGUCUGCAGUUUUGAAAGUGAAGCUGAAAUUCAGACUGAGUUGAGAGAAAGUUCUGAUGGCCAAAAGGUGUCUUAUGCAGAAGAUUGGGUAGACACCGGUGGUGGAGCAUCGCUGGAAUCCAGAGUGCAUUUUGGAGAAAAAGAAAUCAAAUCACUGAGCCACUUGUCACCAUUUAGGAACGUUGACAACACAGCUACCUGCUACAGAGUACCUCAUUUUCCUUCAGUCUACACUGAAAGAACCAUUGUAGGAGAAGUGUGUCCAUCUGCUACACCAUGUAUCAAUGAUUUACCAAUGUCAUUGCAAAAAUGCACUGAUGAUAGAGAAGUUACUGGGACUUCAGCAGUAGAGCCCACAUUGUGCGAUUUGCAACUGUUGUCAGCCAUGGGAAAAACUGAAAAUGAAAAAGUUCGACUAGCUGAAGAGAAAGAGCAAGCAUUUGCUAAUAAUAUAUCAUCGCUAAAUAUACAGGCUAGUGAAACAGGUAGACAGGAUAGUAGACAUGAUGUAAAUAAACAGUUAGGAUAUGGAAGCAACAUUACUGAAAGAGUUCUAGGUGACACUGUGAUAUCUACACCUGUUGUAGAAGAUAAAGGGAAGCUGCCCAAAGAAGGCAGCAAGCAAGAGAGUGAUAGCGGUAGAGACCAUGCGGAUAGUGCCAGAGACAAUGUUUCAUUGCCAACACAGGAGAGAAGUGUUGAAGGUGUUGAAAACAUGGCUGUCACUGUCAGUGAUGAUGCUUUGCUGCCUGCUGCUGUAGAGAGAUUUUCAGAGGGAGGUAGAAUGCCACACAAGGACAUAUCUAUCAGAGACAGAACUGUUUCACAAUCAGAAGAAAUUCAGCAUAAGCUGAAAAAGAGUAUAGAAAGAGAUGCAGUUGCUAUAUUUACCAAAUACAUUGCCCAGGAUGCUUCUCAGUCAAUUGGUGUUGAUGACAAUCUUCGUGGAGAAACCAUUCGUAAAAUAUGUAAAGAUGAUGGUCAGGUGGAUCCAGAUUGUUUUGUGGCUUGUCAACAGUUAGUCAUUGACAAGAUGGAAAAAGAGUACUUCCAGACAUUUACUGACAGUGAGUUUCACUGCAAACACCAGGUGAAUGUUCUUACCAGUGGAAGAGUCUACCUGUCUGAUAUUCUUUACAACGAACAUGCUUUGUGCUAUUUUAUGGAGUUUAUGGAACAAGAUGGUGCCAGCAACCUCAUGCAAUUCUGGAUUGCAGCAGACAAUUUUCAGCUGCAGUUGCUUCAGCAGCAACAACAAGGAGGGUAUGAUGGUAUGCAGGCACAAGCAGACGCCAUGAUCCUCUAUGACAAAUUCUUCUCUCUUCAAGCCAGCACACCACUGGGGUUUGAUGACAAAAUUAGGUUUGAGGUGGAGAGCAACAUAUGUCACGAGGGAGGGCCAUUACCAGAUUGCUUCUCUGUGCCGCACUCUCUUACUCUGUACCAUCUGGAUCAGUUCUACUUUCCACGCUACCUGAAAAGUGAGAUCUACUAUAGGUACCUCUCUGAUCUUGUAAACACUGUGCAGAUUGCCCAGGAUAUACCUGUUAGGAAACACAGACGUCAAGCCAGUGACGCUUCAUCAGAACACAGUGCUGGAGGUCAGAGCAUUGGAGCUGAAAGCAUUAGCUCAAAGAAUACUUUGCUGGCUGCGGGAUCUCGAAAAGCGCUGAGAGCAACAUCACCUCGUUCUGCACCAGUUCUUGGAAAAUUUGAGGAGCACUUCACAUCAAUGGAUUCUGAUUUUUUUAACCCUGAUACACUCUGGGAACGGCCGUGUAAAGGGUCAUUGUCUCUAGGCAAAGUCAACUCACUUGGACAGUUUGUGUCAGAGUUUGAAUCAGACCCUGAUGGUGAAAAGAAAAAAGGUGGAGGCUUCUUCAGAAAGAAGAAGGAGAAAGAAAAGGAACAGGAAGAGAUGGCUGUACGGGUGGCCCAGAUGAUUCUCAAUGAUGUCGCUGCUAUGACUAAGACGGGAGAGGCCUGUAGAGUAAACAUCAUUAAUGAUCCCUACAGUCUACUUCCACACGCAGACUCUGCAUCACCUGCUCAUCAGAAGGGAGUCUCUUUCUUUGAACCUCCCCCUUCCUGACACAAGUUUUUUUGAGUGUCUGCCAUUUUCUUUUUCUAUUUGUUGAAAGUUUCAGUAAGGAUAAAUGCUAUAAUGUUAUUCAUACAAUCUGGAAGUGCAGCUAUUUAUAUUAAUUCUUGUACCCUUAACUGUAAGUGUGCUGUAAUGGUAAGGCACAUGCUGUAGAGUACCUGCAUUUCUUGAUUAUACGUGUAUUGGUAUGUGAUGAGUAUGAGUAAGGCACAUAUUGUAUUGGUGCUCUGAGAUGAAUUUUUGCUAAGAGGCAGUAAUGGUGUCACACCAGUAAUAUACAUCCUUUUCACAAAAUCUUGCCAACAGGAAAACUACAUUUUCUUACCUGUCCUCAGGUACGGGAUCUGUGACAUUUUCUUUUACAUUAGAAUCAUCUAGAAUGUUCACAGGGAAAAUAUCUCCCUACAUCAAAGAGCAACAGGCAUCUUUGUAAAAAAAAAAACCCCAGAAUAUUUUAGUUGACAGGCAUGCCCUUUGUGUAUGUUCUAUUGCCUGUGUGUUGUAUGUGUUACAAGAUAUUUGUGCACAGUAUGUGUGUAGUUGUAAGAAUUGCAUGCAUGCACACGUGUAAUCAUAAAAAAUGAAAGCAGCUGCCGCUAUGUGGGUAGUGCCACAAGGCCAGUAACAUGCAUGCACAUCCAGUCACUGGACAAUAAAGUUUAACAUACUCUUUAAUUUUGUGGAUUCCUCGACGACCCUGUCUGGCUCAGUUGACUUCAUCUUUCAAAAAAUGCAUUUAGACUUAUAAUUAGAACACCUUUGUGCAAAAUGUUGUGGUCAGUAUUGCUGCCUAAAGUGUCUUUGUGUUUUGAAAGCUUUCAAAAUUAUUUAAAAAUACACAACUUGUCAGGCUAACGUCCAGACUGUAAAAAAUCAUGACUAGGACAUCCAACUUGCAAGUGGUGGCUAUUUGAGUUUUCCAGAGUAGUCAUGUUGAGGAUUGAUGAAACAGUCUGUAGAUCAUUUCCUGGUUGAUAAUUUGCUCACAUGGUUGAAAGAGUAGUGACCAGUUUCACUUUUUGAUAACUUUCCACUUCGAUUUUUUUUCAGCAACUGUCUCUCAUAGCAAAGUUUAGAGAAUAUCUCCUGUCAAACUAGUAGUAGUGUCAAUUUACAUAGCAUCUUUCAUUUACUUAAAUAAUUUUAUUGUUCUUUAUGGAGUAUCUUCUUUCAUGACCUAGAGAGCCUCAAAAAAUGUAGUAAAUGUUCAGUUAAAAGUCAGAAAACUAUUGUAUGAUGCUGUGGUGUAAAUGCAGUUCUGACAUCCGGACUGUUGAAUGAUGCCAUGGAGUGAAGGAGCUGCAGGUUUUUUGCAAAUCUUCUAGCUUAGUCCUGUUUGAAUUACUGCCAGUGAAAAAGAAUCCACAAAAAUCAAAAUCAGAUUGAUGCCUAUGAGUGUGCCCUGGUUUUGUAAAUCUUUAGGUAAUCCUUGAUUACAUAUCAUGAUCAGCCAAGUCCCCACCAAAAGCACUGACAUCAUCCUUGAUAUUUUUUCUACGUUCUCAUCAUUGCAAUCACCAUCCAUAUUUGGUGUUUAAACAUUUCUGCUGCUGAAUCGAUGCCAAAGUUUAAAUGCAUAUGCUAGAUGUCUACUUCAUUUUCUAAUAUGUUGGUACCCUUAACUGCACUACUGUAUCAUCCAUGGUGACUGCUCUCUCAUCAGAAUAAUAGAAGCUUAAAAUUUGUUUUCAUGUUGAUGGAGUGUAGCAGAUUCUUCGUAUAUUUUUACAUCAACCCCUUUCACAAGACAACAGAAAACUCUGCUCUUUGUUAAUUAGCUUGUCUUAAAAGACAACAGAAAUCCAUAUUGUCUAGCAGAUCUUUGGUAUGAAACCUGCCAAAAUGGCUGUUUAUUGAAAAUGAAUGCCUUGGAUCUUCCAAAAGAGAGAAAGCAGAAAAGGCACUCUGGUUUAGGGCAAUAGGCUUCUUGAUGUAUAGCUCAUCAUUGUGAAUGGCUUGUGAUGUUUGUAGACUUUAUUCUCAUUGGGUUGUCCUGCAUUCCCACUGGUAGGAAGUAUGGACAGUCAGGGAAGUAUGAAGUAUUUAUGUUUGAAGCAACAAUCAAUAAGCAGGGCUUCUGCUUACGCAAAAAAUUGCGUACAGUACGCAUUAAAAGUUCGGAGGACCCCUUCAAUUUUCGUCAAUGGGGUCCCCUUCAAAUUUGGGCGAAGAACAGGGACCCCUUAAAAAUCUGAAGAAGGGGUCCCUGGGACCCCAAAGAAUUUAGCCUUAGCAGAAGCCCUGAAUAAGGUUAUUAUAUAUAUAUAAAAAAAUGAUCCCAAAAUGUGGGACUUAUCUCUUUCUGGCAAAAAAAAAAAAAAAAAGAUAAUAAUGUCAGGGAGAAAAGGAUACAUGAGAUGAUCCUUGAGUGACAGAUAACAAAAGUAUAUAUUUACCUGUGGAGUCUCUUGUCAGCUAAAGUGUUUAGUUGCGAUCGACAGGAACUUUUUCGGCCAAAGCAAUAUGGCAAAGAAUUCCCAAAUUGUAGUGCAUCAUUUUGUUCAGCAUUCACAACAGCUGUGGUACAUUUCUUUCUUUGUCAAAAGUGCUGCUAUGUGGAUUUUUUGAGUGCUUCGUAUAAAGUAAUUCAUGUAGCAAUGUUUACAAUUAAUAAGUUGACAAUACUUUUUAGUGUUGAAGGUUUAUUGCUAUUUCCAAAGUCCUGUACAUGGAGGAUUGUUAUUCCCAGCAGAGGCUAGUAUUUAUAAAUUUUUCUGUUGUGCUGUUUUAAAGUGAAGAGACUAAGUAGAAAUGUGCUGGGAAUUUCAAAUAUGUUUAUUGCUUUGAUAUCAUCAUUUGUGUAAUUGUUAUUUUUGUGAGUUCCACAAGGUGCCAAAGGAAAUACAGCAGCCCAGCAAAAGAGCUUGCAGCUGCUUUAAUGAUCAUCUAAAGUUAAUAUUUAGUGAACAGCUUCUUACAAGUGUCUUUACCUAUUUUAAGAUGCCUCUACUAGCAGUUGCUAACCCUGAGCUACACUAGAGAUUUUGUUAAAUAUUUUGAGACAGACUGUUAGAAAUACAUGUAUCUAUUUUAAGAUGUCUCUAUUGUAAGUGGCUUAUUCUCUGUGAUUCCUUCAUCAUGAUUAUAGGUAUGUGAAUGACAGAGAACUAAAUUGAAACAGAAUGGUAGUGCUAAAAGCUGUUGUCACUUCUUUCAUUUUUGUCUUGGAAUUUUUUUAAUAGAGUGCACCAGUCCUGUCAUGUCAAUAGUCAUUAUGUCAGCUUCCAAGAGUUGUUGUGUUUUACAUUUCUUUCAUGUCUUCCAGAAGACAAAGUAUCUUUCUUUGAAUUGUGUGACGGAAACUUCUAAAGAUUGUGCAUGUGUGCAUGUGUGGGUGCGUUGGGGAGGGAGCGAUGUACAAGUGAGUGCAUGCACAGUUAUAUGUUGUCACUGCAGCAAGAAUACACACAACUUAUGGUUGGGCCAAGUAAUAAUUUAACUUCAAGAGGUCAGCAUUUGUCUUUUGAAAACUGGUGUAGACAAAAGUGAUAAAUACAAAAGUCAGCCAAUCAUAUACAGAGUAUGCUUUUGUACAUGUUGACUGCUUUAUCUUAUCGUCUUGUCUUAAAAUGUACGCAACUCAGCACGUCUCUACAUAACCUUCAGUCUUCACAUCCAACCCACAUGCACAGCCAACACAUGGCAUUCGACUUAUGUUAGAAUAUUCUUAUUUAUAUCAUGUGCCCUAUGGUCUUUCUGAUAUGAAGUCAUCGGUCAACUGGCGUGAGGAUGAGUGUGGAAACAAGUUAGAAGAUUGUGGCGCAGAUGUUUUGUCUCAUCUCAUACCAACUGGCAUGAGCGUGAGUGUGAAAACAAGCAGUGAGAGAGAUUGCUGUGCACACAGAGGAUGUUUAUUGUGAAAAUCUAUUCUUUAUUAUGUAACUUCUCUGUGCACUUUGUUCUUAUGCCUGUUUUCACCUAACUGGUCAUGUCCAGGUCCCUGUAAUGAGAGCUUGUGAUAUAAGAGAGGGUUAUUAUGAUGACUUGGUGCUGUUAGAAGUGGAGGUCACCACUGUACAGACCAAGUUACACGAGAUUGUAACAAGAAAUAUACUGUCUUGACAAGUCAUUGUAUGUAUUGAACAGUCUCUGAAAGGCAGUUGCAAGUGGUUAAUGUUUGAUGAAUGUUUGAAACUGUAAAAUAAUAUGGUACACAUGGUGUAAAAAUGAAGAUGAUUUUCACAGCAAUCAAAAUAAAAUUUGGAUGAAAUAAUAGAA